Xenopus laevis (African clawed frog) is the source of this 6090-nucleotide messenger RNA. RefSeq names its product C-X-C motif chemokine ligand 12 L homeolog (gene cxcl12.L). Gene Ontology annotation, cellular component: extracellular region. The record is from RefSeq and is marked provisional. Gene Ontology annotation, biological process: chemotaxis; cell chemotaxis; defense response. Gene Ontology annotation, molecular function: chemokine activity. NCBI's taxonomy places the organism in Eukaryota, Metazoa, Chordata, Amphibia, Anura, Pipidae.
GAGCACAGCUCCAGCCACAACAUGGACAUAAGGACUCUAGCUCUGCUCUCCAUCCUGCUGGGAACCCUCUGUCUCACUGAGGGAAAACCAGUCAGCUUGGUUUACCGAUGUCCCUGCAGAUACUUUGAAAGCAAUGUGCCCAAAAGCAACAUCAAACACCUUAAGAUACUCUCCACUAGCAACUGCUCCCUGCAAAUUGUGGCCCGCCUGAAACACAAUGGUAAACAGAUAUGCCUGGACCCCAAGACUAAAUGGAUUCAGGAGUACCUGGAGAAAGCCCUGAACAAGUAAGCAGGCGAGAGCAGAAGUGCAGCUAUCACUCCCGGCAUGAAAUGUGUUAAGACAAGUACUUCAUGGGCACCCACACACCUUUCUCACAAUCCUUAUGCUGCCUAGAGACUGAGGGAGCUUCUCUGCUUCAAAGCAGAGCUGGUACUUGACACAAUCAGUGUCCCCGAGGUGUCUCAAAUGCAGAGCAGCAUCUCUGCUUCAUUUCUUUUAAUGUACAGUAGUGAAGGCUGCCAUCUGUACCACUGACCAGCAUAUUCUUCUUUAUUAAGGGUUCAAUGAAGCUUUCCACACUAUAGCCUUUACUACAAUUAUGAAAGACCAAUCUGGUCAAGUCUCUUGCUCUAUAUAUAUAUAUAUAUAAAUAUAUAUAUGCAUACAUAUAUAUAUAUCAUUUAUUUAAUGUAACCUAUGUUGCUUAAUGAACUGUGAUGUUGGGAAGACAAGGCAUGUCAUGCUCAACAGUCAUUUAGUAUUAAAUUAGAGUUUUAAAUGUCAUGGGCUACUGUUUGAAGCAAAGCAGUAGAUCCUACAACUACAACCGAGAGAGAGAGAGAGAGAGAGAGAGAGAGAGAGAGAGGAGACAUGUGCCAAAAAGUGACCAACAUCCAUUGGCACAGACAUUUUCUGGCUAUUCGUUUUGCCAGGUCAUGAUAACAGAAUUCAUAUUGUCCAGAAAUUAUACAGUACAAUACUGGUUUUCUUUGUCCCCAAGCCUUAUUAACCAAUGGAAGACUUCAGAGUAUUCUAAAAAAGGGUUUUCUUAAAAUUGUCAAAUGUGUGACUGUUCAGGUUAAGAGUCUUUUCCUUUCUUAUAUACAAAUGCAUUCAUGGUUAUUUGCUUCCCCCAAAACUUGCAAUACAACUUAAGGCACCCUGCAAGGGCUAGCUGUAGCUAAACCAAACAGUGAGUGGUGUGCAGUGGGCUGUGCUAGGGGGAAACUAAGAAUUCACAGCUGCAUCAUGUUUAAGUCUGUGGUUCAGAGAAAUCCACUCAGCAUCUGGACUCUUUCUCUCACAGCAGCGACAACUGAUUCCCAGCUGCCUGUAGGGUUCAUGCGUAUUUUCUUAACCUGCAUCACAACAUUUACUUUUCUUGCUAAGUCAAAACCUAGCAGGCCAUUGUUCUGUUGAAAACACAGAAAGUAUACUGUUUAGUUAUCUGAGGCCACUGUUAAAAGACAGGAAGAGACUUGCUUAAGUAAUGCGAAUGUUAAACUCAACACCAAAGCUCUGUAUGACAGUUUCUUUAGCACUUCAUUUUUCUUUAUUUUACCCUUUUAAUUCACCAGAUCCCAUGCUUCUAAGCCCUUCCCCUUAAUUCCAGCUAGAAUUCACACAGCAGCUGAAUAUGAAUGAAAAUAUGUAAGCCAACUAUUUAUAGUUAUCCUGCAUACAGAUUAUUAUCACUUGUGAAAUGGUCUCACAGCGAACAAGCAGUUCAUGCACACCUUCUUGUGUUAGUAUUGGUGCUUUCCUUUAGGUACUCCUAUAGAAAUGUAUAGCCACAUGGCAUCUUACAAAAAAAUAUGAACUACAGAAAUUCUUUAAUUUGUUUUCGCAAAUUUUAAGGUGAACAUUUCUAUAACAAGAACCUAAACUAGUUCUCUGUGGCGAUUAUCAUAGAGGACAAUGGAGGAUCGAUUUUGGGUGUUAUGGCAAUGCAUGAUAUGCUACUAAAAAUGCAGCAGGCAAAACACCCAAAAUCUCCUUGUGUGUUGUUGCCAUCUAUGUGGCACAGAUAAAAUACAUAUCUUUUCCUGCCUCUGAGAAUACACAGCAGUGAGUAAAGUAGAUAAUAAUACUGAUCAUGAUGAAAGUAUAUGCAUUGCUCACACAUAAUUCAGUAUCAAUGCUGGAUUAAUGAGUUUCUGAUGGCAGCACACAGUACACAGAAAGAGACUUCAAUCCCUUGUGUCUCUUUUUCAACCAUGAGUAUUUUGGCCACACAAGUGGAUGGCAACAGAUUUUCUUUCCAGCUUGACUAAUUGCAGUCUAAUGGGGUUUCACAACACUCUGCCAGAGGGGCCCCAACAUAAAUGUGUUUUGGCAGAUUUGCCUGACCAUAUUGCUUAUGUAUGUCCAGCAUAAGAGACAAAUAGCAAGAGGUCUCUUUCUUAUCAAAAAAACUUAAAAACUAAGAGCAGUUUACUGAUAUAGUUUAGUUAGAAAAAAGAAGUCAAACAUCUGAAAUCAAUUCUUACACAUAGCCAGCAUGGCAAUAAUUAGAGAGCAGUAAACUUAUUAUUUGCUUAUUCAAGGUAAAAACUGUAAAAGGAGCAGAUUUAUGACCUAUUUUCUAAAUGGAGAAUGCUGGUUCUAUCAUUUUACAUGCUGGUAUGGAUGCUUCUUAGCCAAAAUGCUUGUUUAUUUAACUGACACUUUGUUUGCAAUUUGCACAGUAUCCAACAUUCUGGAUAUCUGGCUGAUUGUAUCUUAUCAGAUGUUAAAGACACGUGGCUCUAUAUCUAUUUCUUUUUAGGCCGUUUGCUGUUCAAUCCAAUGCAUGGUUAAAUAAAUAGAAACCAACAGAACACUUCUGAUAGCAGAUUUCCCUUCAACCCUGGUGCUUUAUAUGUCAUAGACAUUUAGUCCUAGAUUGAUCAUAACUGAUAAUAAUUAGAGACUGGGAAACAAACAUGCCCCCAUUACCCCAUUUUUUGUAGUCUUGGGAUUGAACAUUAGAUAUAGAUUCAAACAUUGUGCCAAUGUGCAUUUUUUUUGCAUCUGCCACUAACACCUGCAUGCUACAUGCCGUUGCUUAAAUGAGCUAACUUAGGAAAAAGGUUGGUGGGAAUGAAUGAACAUCUGGUUAGCUUUUCUGGGCUGCUACAUCCCCCCUUUUACCUUUCCCCCAUUAUAAAUAAUUCCUGAGAUGUUCAGUGGAAUUUUGCUCCUCCCAUUCAGUGUAGCAGGACCCUCUGUGCUUUGUGUUCAUUUCAGCCCUUGACCUGCUUACAGGAUGUGAGUUUGCUCCUGUGCAAGGGACCUUUUUAAUUAAAGAUAGCACACAUGAGCUGCCCUAGAGGGUCAACUAUAGACCAAAUACUGUGAUUGAGAAUAUUCAACCAUUCUUAAUGAAAUACAGUAACCCAACCUGCAUACUAGAUAAGGAAAUAAGGCAUAUAUAAAUAUAAAAUGUAAUUUCCACCUAGGAAUUUUUCAGUGUGUUUUGUCUAAAUACAGCACUGUAGUGUAAGCUGCUCUUUUUAAUCACUUUGCUGAGGCAGUGCAUGAUGCUAAGUUUUAUUAACUACACUACUAUCUCUGGCUGCAACAAUAUCUCAGCUACAAACACAUGCGUGCAAACAUACAGAUAUUGUCUAUGUGGUUCUUGGUAGCAACAUAAUACAAGGUUAAGGAUAUUACAUGAGCAAAAAUGAGGUUCAUACAUGGGAGACAAAGUUUCCUGCCUUGUAAUAGUACCCAAGGGGCACAUGUGUUCUUAUUGUAUUUCGUCUUCCAUAGAAAUGUUGGCUAUAGUUAUUAGUUAAUCAUGCUUUUUCACUCUGAAAUAAUUAAAGUCCAGUCACGUCAGCACUUAACCUUUUCCUACCAGGGUCACUAGGAUUACCCAGUGUAAAACUGAAAUUUGCAGCUGUCAUUUAGCUCCUCGCAACUGCAUCACAUGAACUUCCAUAUAGGUCUUGUAUGAAUUCCUUAAAUACCAGUAUUUUUAACUUUUGAGAUUUUUAAUCCUUGGCCAGAUGAGGUUUGGCUGAUAUUCUAAAAGUAAUGAGCAAUGAGAACAGUGUGUAUUUAAUACAUUUUUAUGUAAUGCUCUGAGAGUACAAAGAUGUGCAGUUCUUGUUUAUUCUAAAAGAAGAAAAGAACAUCUGUAUACAGUAAAUUUCUUAAAAUCUGCCCAAAUUAUUUAUUGGUAAGUGAAAAGAUGACCUGACAUUUCCUUCUGUAGAAACAAAAAUGAUAGGUCAUUUCAGUCUUGAAACAGUCUCAGGCUUAAUGGUACUGCUCAUUUUAUUUAGUCUGCCCAUAGGUCCAUGGAAAAGAAUCAUGACAGGGAGUGUAGAGAUUCUUGACUGGGCUAAUGAGUCAGCAAGUCUGCUUACCCUUAAAGGUGCCUGUAUGAAUAACACCAUUAUAUACAUAUAAUACGCCAACUUAUAUUUUACAGGCUGGCGCAUUAGUUGUCAGCCUGAAAUAAUAUGCAGAUCAACUGGUUUUCAAAUCAUGUUCCUAAGCUUCACUAGAAAUAAAUUCUUUACCGAUAUCAUCACAUCAGUGCAGGGAAAUGAGUAAAUGAAUGUGUAAUUGUUUUGACAGUUUCCUCAUCCACUGUAUGGAACUCAUGAAAAGUUCUGUUAUUGGUAAUCCCUAAGGACAGGUUUGAAAAAAUACUCUACUAGAUAAGAAAUCCCUGUAACUCAUAAAAUAUUUACACCCAUAAGGAAAUCUCGCAUCUCAGUUUAUGCAAAGAUAUAGAUGACAUAUUCUUUUUUUGUACUGCAAGCUGGCCAGACUGCUUAAGAAAAACAUUCUAUGGGGUUAAAAGUUGAUGCAGCCCUUCAGAUGAAGUUCUCUGUAAGCUGUGCACUUGUGUUUAUAUGCACAAGGUUUGAUGUCCACAUAUUUUGUAGGGUGAAAACCCUACAAAUGUAUUCAGACCCAGCCACCUCUCUAAACUAAACUCCAUGAUGUUUCACAUGGCAGUUCUUUGUUAAAACAAGACCAUCACAGUUUUCUUUGUCCAAACAUAUUUUUUGAAUAAUCUACCCAUCAGAUUAAAGAUGUUAAACACUGCUGGUUUCAGGAAUCCAAAAUUAACUACAGGUCGGUAGGUACAUCCUCUUUCCCAUGUGUGGUAUAAGCAAUAUUAUACAGGGGAAAAUGUUUUGGGAAAUCUGCAAUAUAUGAAGAUCUGCAUUCUGCUCUGUAUUGGCCACUAUACAGCUUCAAUUUGUACCAGUAAAUGUCAUACCUGACAGAUGCUUGCAAACUCUUUCAGAUAUUGGAAGUGCCAUAGAUUAGCAUGGCUCUGCCACCCCACAUAAAAAUAAUAGCCUGUUGAAAGCUUUUGCCUCUUAAAAAUAUCUGCUGUAAUUAGAAAAGCAGAAUUAUGCCACGUGUGAUAAAUUCUAUGAGACCAAAAUUGGAUAGCAAUGGUGUUCUUAAUGAUUAAUUGCAUUUGAAGCCCAGGGAGUCCAAGCCUAUGCAGAUUAAUGGUUCCCAUUUUAUGGUCUGCACAUAUCUGGAGGCAUUUACAAAGAGAAAAACAGCCUCUGUAGAAAAUUUACAAUUUUCAAAAAAUUGGAAGCUGGUUGCUUAGCUUAAGAGAAAAAUUGGUUACCAAACCUAGUGUUUUUCUUUGAAUUGAUAUUAAAACAGUGGGUUUUUAUAGCCCACAAUACUGAAAAGUGAUCCGAAUACCCAAAAAGGUUGGGAACCUCUCCCUUAUAAUAGCAUGUGACGGCUAACCUGGGAAUGAUUCAACUGGUUGGCCAUCCUGGAGACACUCAACGAUUGGUAUUGGAAUGUGUCUUCAUUCCGGCAUGAACAAUACUGUGGAAGGCACCAAAACAGACAACACAAGAGGCAUAUUUUGUCAAUGAAAUACUGAAUUUAUGUGCCUAACAUGAAAUGCUUGUAGUUUAACUUUAUUAUACUGCUCCUGGAGAAAGGGGUAUAUUUUUAUUCAUCAGUUUGUUUUUUUAUGUAAAUAGAUAUUAUCUUUGUUUAUCAGAGUAUUCAACCUAUGUUUAAUAUGUUAUAUAUUUUUCUAUUUGUAUGGUAUGAAAAAACACUUUUUAUACUUUGUUUCAGCAAUAAAAUGCUUUUUUUUUA